Salmo salar (Atlantic salmon) is the source of this 840-nucleotide messenger RNA. RefSeq names its product polyubiquitin. NCBI's taxonomy places the organism in Eukaryota, Metazoa, Chordata, Actinopteri, Salmoniformes, Salmonidae. Gene Ontology annotation, molecular function: protein binding. The record is from RefSeq and is a predicted model, not a curated record.
AGGGGCAAGGAGGCAGAGGGGAAAACGAACCUUAAUUUGAGGGGCGGGGUUUAUCAGCUGUUAUAUACACUGCUCAGCUGCAGACGGUCACAGAGCUGUCAUCAUCUUUCAACUUGCAAGACUUCACAAUAAUACGCAUAUCUACUGAAAAGAUAUCUGUCAUGGAACUCACUAUAACACUUUUGAAUGGGGAGUCACGUCCCCUGAUGGUUCAGCCACACACCACUCUGGGGUCCCUCAAGAGUCUGAUCAAGCAACACUUUGGAGUGGCCAUGGAAAGGCAGAGGCUGUCAGGUGUCAAUGGGAACAACAUCAGUCUCAGCGAUGAUUCAAAAACUUUGAGUGACUAUGGCCUGCAUUCAGGAUCCAAACUGAUGUUGCUGAUUACAGAACCCACUCAUAUCCAGGUGUUCCUGAAAAACGACAAGGGCCAGACUCACACAUAUGAGCUGGUGUCAGGUGAGACUGUAACCCAGUUCAAAGCCAAGGUCGAAAACAAGGAGGGAGUCCCAGCCAACCAACAGAGGCUGAUUCACCAGGGCAAGCAGCUCGAUGACGACAAGAAACUGGAAGACUAUGGUGUCAGAAAUCUAAGCACUAUUCACCUGACGCUCCGUCUAAGGGGAGGCUGAAGACACCCAGUAUCGACCUGAAACCACCAGUUUUUUUAAUAAUCAUUCCAUGUCUAUAGAGAAAAAGCUAGUCCAGAAAUGAUCAUUGUUGUAUAACAUUUUUAUUCAAUUGUAAAUUUUAAAUUAAGCAUUGCUGAUAUAGGCUUACUGUAUGUUAAAAUAAUGUAAAUUAGAUUGUAAUCAAGUAAUAAACAAGUAUAAAACUCAA